AUGCGUUAUAUACGUGCUUCGUUUGUUCACCUUGUAAGGCGACUGGCUAUGACUCAAGGUGGCAAUACGGCCCGUAGGCUCGUCUUUGUCGGCAGCCAUUUGGAGCCUUGUCUGAUUCAGGAGGAGUUUCCUAUUCCCAAGUUGAAAUCUGGAGAAAUCCUUGGGAAGUUUCGAAUGGCAACGAUAUGUGGCUCAGAUUUGCACACAAUCAGUGGUAGAAGAAAAGAAGCAGUUCCUAGGUCUGUUUAGUUAUUUUGACCCCUCAUUUGAUUGAUUUUUUAUGUUCAAAUUUCUCUUUAAAGAUGGAGGCCUACUUGGAGGCGGGGUGGGGGGUCGGUAUGGGUAGGUAUGUCCCUACUAUGUUCCUACUACGUAUUCCAUCGACUUGUGAAUCUGUUUACCGUGGGAUUUUUGUGCGUCAUCGUGAGAUCGUGAGAUUGCCCUCUAAAUCGUGAGUCUCAUGGCCAAACUGUGACACUCGAGAGGUCUGUAACAGGGCCCCCCUCAGUAGGGUGCUUUCCAUGAUGCCUUCGUUUUAGAUUUUGGUCAAAACUCAAGUGCAGGAACACAUGGAUGUUUUUUCCAAUGGAUAAAACAAUGCUGUUCCAUUUUCAGUGGUCCCUGACUGGUUGCCUGAUAUAAUAGAUUGCAUCCCUUUGAGUUGGUAUCUUUUAAUCAGUUCUCCAGUCAGCAGGCCCAUAGCAGGGAGAGGGGCAGGGGGGGCUCGAGCCCCCCCAGAAAUUAAAUUGAAGACUUGAAAUUAAAGACUUGAAUUAAAUUCUGCUACAAAAGUGGAAUUUUUCUACUAAAAUGGACAGCUGUCAAUGGAAGCUAAAGUGUCAAAGUAUGGUCGAUCCAUAGUAAGAUUAUGUAUACUGUUGUUCUUCUGUGCAAUUUGGAUUUGUGUAAAUGAAGGAAAUCAUAUCCAAAAAUCAAAAACAAUCCAAAAACAACCGACAGCUUUAAAAUAUCUGCUUAUUAAGCAUGAAAAUAGUCAGAAGCAAAAUGGAUCGAAAUGCACCAAUGACAAUCCCACCUGAGCCACCUCAGGAUGUUGCAUGUUCACAAGGGCAGAACAGAUGCUCUGACCCUUGUAGACGUAGCUAAUGACUUCGUUGGGGAGAAUGAAAACCGAAAGCAAUUGUUUGGCAAAUUUUCCGCGAACGAUAUCCCAAACAAGUUCUCUAUUUCAUCAAAGUCAACUCAAACGGAAAAUUAGAGACAAGAACAAAAGGUAUUGUAGACAAAUGUAGUGAUCCGACAUGUACCAAAAAGUACGCUUUAACCGAGGGACCGAAGUGGGUGGGGGGAGUUAAUGUGGGCCACUCGCUCAGCCCCCCCAGUCAUUUUAUGCUUGCUACGGGCCUGGUCAGGCACUGCCCCAAGACAGCAACAGGCUUAGUGCCAAACCCUGAAUGAUUUAUGUACAUUUAUGCAAAGUUGACUAGAGUUAACAGUUCAGUGAUUUUGGUGGGUGUUAAGAAUGGGGUCAACAAUUAGUGCAAACUCAGUCUUCUGAUUACAGAUUUAAAGGAUUAUAUUUGUUGGAAUCUUUCUUAAUUAAACUGAAGAAAAAAAUCAGUUUCAGGGAAGUUUAGUUUAGUUGCUCUCAUUCCAAUUUUCUCGAUGAACUCACGUGGAAACGCUUGCUAUGCAGGCUAGGGGACGGUAACUCGUACCUCAAACGAAAGGGAAUCUGAGGUAUAAGGAAGGAAGGUUAUCCUGGGAUAACAAUGGGAGGGGGGUGCAUGGUACUUGCAGAUCCCCCUUUGAUCAUAUUCACUGCCACUGAUAAGCAAAAUAUCUGGUUCGGAAAGAAGAGGAUAGUUUCACAUAGGAAUUGACUUGUGAAUAUUGUUAUAUUUUAGCCAGAGCAGGGAACUUGCAAUUCAACUAUAUAUUUUUUAAUAUUUUAUAAGAAUAUUUUGCUGCUAAUUUCUUGUAGCAUUCUUGGACAUGAGGGUAUCAUAGAGGUUAUCGACCACACACGUCCCACAGGUGCCAAGAUGAAGAAAGGUGACAGACUGACAUUUCAUGUUGUUAACUGUUGUGGUGAGUGUGAACGCUGUAAAGAUGGUCUGCAACAAAAAUGUCUCUCCUUGUUCAAGGUGAGAUCCUUUAGUAAUACAAUGCUCAAUGUCAGGUCCUGAGAUUUACAUUUAUCAACUAACUGGUUUCCCAAGGGACUUGGCAUUUAGUGUUUUGUUAUUUUCCUGGCUUUGUUUUCAAUGGCAAUAAAGGAUAAAGAGUGAAUGAAAACAAUGUUGGUACAUAGUAGCACAAAGUUAACCAUCAAAACCACUAAAUGAAUGAUUUGCAAGUAGAAUGAAAGAGUAGUCUCAAUACUGAGAAACAUUAAAAGCUAAUAUAAAAUGCUAAGGAGAAGAGAAGGUUGGAGGCAGAAGAUCAGAGUUGAGAUGUACAGAGAGGUAGGAAGUAAGAGAGAAGACUUUGGGACGCAGCAGGAGAGCCAUGGAUAGGAACCAAGAGAGAGGGAUAAAAGGGAAGGAGGGAUAUAAACCAGGUGAUGAGCAGGUGGGAAAUAAUUGAGAGAAGAGUUGAUGUUGUGAAAAUGGAACAUAGUCAAAAGUAGGGUGUAAGAAACAGGAACGAAUAGUAAUGGUACCACUUUGGAGUAUGCAGAGCUGUAGUGAUGAGAACCAGGAGAUUAAGGGGUUGAAACAGGGGAGAAAGGGAACUGAGAGAGAAGGGAUUGCUGGAACCAGUGGAGGAGUGUGGGUCAGGACUAAAGGAGACAAUGGUCUUUCAUUGGCAUUACUUUCUUUUAGUAUGGUCAUGCUCCCAUGACAAGUGAUUCCCAACUGAAUGGAUGUUAUGCAUCACAUAUCAUCCUCCACAGUGGAACACAUGUUUCAAAAAUUCCUGACCAUGUUCAAGACAGAAUAGCUUCUCCUGUCAACUGUGCACUGGCGACCAUGGUAAAUGCAGUGUCUGGACUUGAUGGCAGAAACCCUCAUCGUGAAACAAGUGCUGUCAUUCAGGUAUGAGAAUGGUAUAGAUAAACUGCCUGGUAGACUGAUAUCAUUUGUACAUACUGGUACCAAGAAUGUGCUUUUGAAUUAUUAGCAAUCUAUUUUUUAAAGAGAAGUAGAAGGCUGAAAAAAGGGAAACCAUUUUUUUUUAACAUACUUUUACGAGCCCAUUGGUUCAAACAUAUUAAAAACAUACUUCCAUUAUGAAACCAGUAGCUUUUUAUUUGUGUAAAUCUUUGCCUACCUGAUUUCUUUUGCAGGGCUGUGGCCUUCUGGGCAUUUAUGGCUGUGCACUUCUUCAUGAAGCUGGAUUUAACAAAGUAUUUUGCUCUGAUAUCAAUCCUGAGAGACUGGCAAUGGUGAGCAAGUUUGGAGGUAUUCCCCUUGUUGCAGGUAAUUAACCAGGAAGUUGAGCACUUUUUGUUCAAUCCUUAUUAGUAGCCUUAAUGUUCUACUGACAUUGACAAAAUUUACCUGGAUUUCAUCAAGCACCCCUGUGACCAUCCAUCCCUAUCCAAUGGUCAUUUUAUUGACUUACGCGGCUUGAUCCAUUCCAAGUUUUAUUGCCACAAUUUUUUUCUUACACAUUCUGGUCACUUAUCCAAAGCUUGUUACAAAAUAAGCUGCUUGCAGGGUCUUAAGAGUUUCUAAAUUUCCACACCUAAAGUAGUGACUUAUAUCAGAAAAACAAUUUGGGGUUUACUCAUUUGCAGGGUUUAAUUUCUAUUGUAAAAAAAAUCACCAUCUUCCACCAGAUUUUCGUGCAGAGCACUGGUUUAAGCAAAUACAACAAUAAGCCUUAAGACAGUCUUGGAUUCAGACUGGAUUCCAGCCUUUGUUAGUGGAACUUGAAUUCUGGAUUCCAAUCGUUAGUUGGAUUCCGGAUUCCUUGAGCUGUAUUCUGGAUUCCAAAGCCCAGGAUUCCGUAUUCUACCAGCACAAUUUUCCAGAAUUUGGAUUUUAGAAGCAAACAUUGCACGGAUUCUGGAAUCCAGAUUCCCUUGUGUGGGGUGAAUUGUAACAUCAGAUAAUUUGUAUUACUGAACAAUAUUCUAAACCCAACCUUGUUCCCCCACCCCCAUUCUCUAAGGGAAAGCCCUGGGACUGAGGUUACUCUGAACCCUUAAAUUGUUUUUUUUUAGGCCAGCAGGAUCCCAGCAGUCCAAAAGACAAUUCUGUUGAUGCAGUAAUAGAGGUAAAUGGGAGAAGCUGUGUAUUACUUGACUAAUAACAUCUUUUGUCAGGGAACCUUGAGUUAAGCCCUACAGAACCUAAGACCCCUCAACAAAUAGUCUAUAUAUUCUAUUGGCAAGAGAUACAUAUUGCAACACAGAAAGCUGAAAAUCAGAUACUUACCCUGUAAGAAAUUGCCUGUCUCAUUCUUUGAAAAUGUAGGAGUGGUAAAUAAGAAGUCAUGAUUGAGCGAUUCUAGCCUAUGACAUAAUGUAUCAGCCUUCUUCAAAGUAAUCAAUUAUUUUGCUUGGACAUUAACCCAUUUUUAUAUAAGAAUGUUGCCCGUAACCGCCCAGGCGGAAUAUUCUUAUUUUACCCUUGCCGAUUUCAUCAGUUUUAACGGUAUUCUUAAAUUUUCUUCGACAUUUCCGUUGAAGAAUAUUUCAAACCAUACCAGAAUGAGCACAAUUCAGUCGCCUUGUUGAGAAAGACGCAAAAAACCACGUGACAAGGAUGAAAAUCAGUUGAAAAUAAUUGUUCCAUUACCCACCUUUUUUUCCUUUCACCUAAUCCUAAGAUCCUAAAAGCUUUCCUAAAAACUCUUCCCACCAAAAAAGCCUACUAAAUGCCCAGCAAGAAAAAAAAAAAAAAAAUGAGGCAAUUCGAAAAAAAAAGGAGAGAAAGCGAAAAGUAAAAAAAAACUAUCUCGAAAAUUUGCUUUCUGCGCAUGCCCCAACUUCGCUAGCUGAUAUUUUGCAUCUGGAUCAGAAGGCCGCCAAGUGUACGACCUGUAAACUGGUUUGUGGUAAGUUUUAGCUCUUUAUAGCACGACAGUGACCAGAAAACCACUCGACUAGCUUCAAAACGCGUUUUUCGACAAAAUCUCCAGGAGCGAAUGGGUUAAUUAAAAAAAGCUACGGCACUUUGUUUCAAUUUCUUGCUCAUUAUGUCAGACACAAGUCAGACAGUAAGCAGUAUUCAUUUUUUAUACCACAUGCUGCCAGGAUCAUUCUCUACUAACAUUACCGUAAAUGAUGUGAAAGACGCAUACUCAAAUAAAUGCUUCUUGUUUAAUAAACGCCCCCUCUACAAUGUUAACUUUGUAUUACAUGCCCCUCUCUAAUAAACACCCCCUGUCUAACAGACGCCCUCAUGACAAUUACUCCAAAAUACUAGGAAUUAGCAAAAAGGAACAAAAUCAUUGAAUCUUGUAUAAUAUCAACUGAGGUCAAAGUAAGGUUAGACUAACGAUGACAACACAGUGAUCCUGAGUGAGGAUUUUGACAUCGCUGUUGAGAUUUGAAAGAGCGAUGGAUCUCUAGACGGCUAACCUCGUCCCCAGGGCGCUUUUCCAUGGCGCUGUCGCGCCCCACCUCCAAAGCCAUGGAAAAGCGCCCUGGGGACGAGGUUGCUAGACGGCCUAGAUGUAUCAACUAUGAUGGACUGGAUAUUCCGCUACUCUGAAAGCAUAUUAGUUUUUUUGAGCUUGAGCUAGUUUAUAUAUUUAAAAAUAAAUAAGCGCCCCGCGUCUAUUAGAUCCUUUACGGUAUUCAUCUAUUUUCUGGUCUGUACUGUACAGGUUUGUGGUAUCCGUAGUGUGAUACCGGAAGGAAUAAAACUUCUUAGGCCAGGCGGGGUUUAUGUGUUAGUUGGAAUGGUUCAUCCAGAUUCCAAGAUGGAUGUCACUGCCGAGCAAAUAAUAAGGAAGUGCAUCACCAUCAAAGGUUUACCACGCUUUUUUUUUUGUUUGUCUUUGAGUUUUUCUGUUUUAUAAAUACAGUCAAACUCCGUUAAUACAGACACUGAGGGGGUCAUAGAAAGUUUAAGGGGGUUGAAUUUAGAGAAAAUGUAAUUUCCCCAGGGACACAGCAAACUGUCCGUAAUAAUUGUCCGUAUUCGGGUUGAAUUUAGAGAAAAUGUAAUGGCUUUCUUUCGCCAGGGACAAAUCAAACUGUCCGUGAUAAUGAAGUGUCCUUAUUAAGCGGGUUGAAUUUAGAGAAAAUGUAAGGGCUUUCUUUCCCCAGGGACAAAGCAAACUGUCCGUAAUAACGGGGUGUCCGUAUUAAGCGGUUUGAAUUUAAAGAAAAUGUAAGGGUUUUCUUUCCCCAGGGACAAAGCAAACUGUCCGUAAUAACAGGGUGUCCGUAUUAAGCGGGUUGAAUUUAGAGAAAAUGUAAGGGUUUUCUUUCCCCAGGGACAAAGCAAACUGUCCGUAAGAAAACAGCCCACAUUUCAGCGACACAGCCAUCGGCUUCCCCGCGGCGAAACUAUUGGUGGCGUCGCAAAAUGUCGGCUGUUUCUUCAAGCUUGAUGACGUUGAUAGUCCCUUAUGGAAGGUGAUCGCUUGUCAGAACUUAGCCUGUGAGCAAGCUCCCCUGGGCGCUCUAGCGGCGGGGCGAAAAAGGAGGGGCCCGCAGAGCUUACUCGUUGGUAGACUUGCUACAAUUCGACCUCUCAUAAGUUAUUAAAAGUGUGCCAAGCGAGCUUUAAUGCACAGGUCGCGCAGGGAACGAGCGAGCGACGAACUCUGGAGCUCAUAACAAACCAGGAAAAAAGAAUAAAGAACUUUUAGAAAGUCUAACUCGUCGGCUGAUCAGAACUGAAUGAUCCCUGGUACUGAUAGCUGGGAAUUGUCAGUAUGAGCAUAAUAGCUUGUGAGAGGUGAUCGCACUUGUAGGUUCGCGUUUUAAACCUUUUUCAACCGUUUUGUUUUUAGGAAUUCAUAACUAUGGACCUCAGCAUCUGGACGACGCCGUCGCCUUUUUGUCCAGAACGUGCAGCAAAUAUCCUCAUGAGGAACUUAUCAGUCCCCCUUAUAAACUGGCCGAUUUUUUUACAGCCUUACAAGUAUCUCAGAAACAAACAUAUUACAGAGUUUGUGUGGAGCCUUGAGGCUCAAAGAACUGGUGGAUCGUUACGGAAAGACUACGCGUAACUGCGCGCGGAAAAUUAAUGAACUUGAAUUGAAAUAAGUACUAGCUAAAUGCAGAUAGCGAGACAAUUUACGGGCGUAGCCUGCGGAAAGUUAGCGUGAAUUUCAGACAUAUCUUCAACGGGAGUAUGCGACUCGUAGGAAUGUCUAAAAUUCAGGCUAGAAGAUAAUUGGCUAAGAAAACAGCGCGUGGUUUUAUUUCAACCAAUCACAAAGACUGACCCAGACCCAAAGCAAACUUGAAGGGAUGAACCCGGUAGACUUAGCGUUCUUUUGGUUUUGUCGGCGUUGCUGCGCGAGCGAAUUUUUUCAGAUUAUUUAUAUGAUCACGCAUUACGGCGAGGUAAAACUAGAGAGUCACUCACUUUUUCAUUUUGAAUAGAAAUAUACAUGUACUUAAUUUGCCAUUGCGAAUUGAUGGUCAAAGUGAUUACAGCAAUCUUUCCUUUUUGAAACCAUCAAAAGACUCCAGAUACCAUUAAAGGGGG
Porites lobata is the source of this 7586-nucleotide messenger RNA. Lineage: Eukaryota; Metazoa; Cnidaria; Anthozoa; Scleractinia; Poritidae. The record is from the annotation of a GenBank genome assembly.